Molecule: messenger RNA, 1473 nt
Organism: Cydia amplana
Lineage: Eukaryota; Metazoa; Arthropoda; Insecta; Lepidoptera; Tortricidae
Product: uridine phosphorylase 1
Exons: 9
Coding region: 133-1299 (388 amino acids)
Biological process (GO): uridine catabolic process; nucleotide catabolic process
Cellular component (GO): cytosol; cytoplasm
Molecular function (GO): uridine phosphorylase activity
Source: RefSeq, a predicted model, not a curated record
CUGCGGUCUGUCGUCAUUCGCGGACCUCACUAUUCGCCUCUCGAAACUUGACAUAGCACAACGUGUUCGUGAUUGUGUUUAUGAAUUCUUAAUGUUGUGUUCUGUGAAACUACUGAAUUAAAGCAUUGAAAGAUGCCGUGUAACUGCGAGGUGGAGGUGGAGCUGGCGGGUGCGCGCACGCACCACGCCAGCUGCGAGUUCAGACUCACCGGCGCUAACGGCCAUACCAAACACACACCGCAUAGAAAAGUCUACGACGAAGAGUGUCUCCUGUCCGACGACGAUGACGAAGGAACGAGGAGCAGCAUUAGAUACCCAGAUGGCACGGUGCGGCUACGGAACCCCAACAUCGAGCUCAUGGACCAGGACAUCCUGUACCACCUGGCGCUCGGCAGCGGCUCGCACGACCUCGUCGAGAUGUUCGGUGACGUUAAGUUCGUCUGCAUGGGAGGCACGCCAAAGCGCAUGGAGCAGUUCGCGUACCACAUAAUGGCGGAGAUCGGCCACAAGCUGCCGUGCGGCACCACCCUGCAGGACAUCAGCCAGUUCUCCUACCGCUACUCCAUGUUCAAAGUGGGGCCCGUGCUGUCUAUCAGUCACGGCAUGGGCAUCCCAUCAGUGGGCAUUCUCCUCCACGAGGUGAUCAAGCUGAUGUACCACGCCAAGACCCGGGACCCGGUGUUCUUCCGGAUCGGUACUUGCGGCGGCGUCGGCUAUGAGGGAGGCACCGUCGUCAUUUCUGAUGAAGCUGUCGAUGGCGCGCUCAAGAAUGCUCUGGAACUGACAGUGUUGGGCAACAUGGUGUCGCGGCCGGCGAAGCUGGACCGGCGGCUGGCGCGCGAGAUCCGAGCGCUGGCCGACCCCGAGGACCCGUACGACACCGUCACCGGCAAGACCAUGUGCACAUACGACUUCUACGAGGGUCAAGGGCGGCUCGACGGCGCAUUCUGCGACUUCACCGAAGCUGACAAGAUGGAGUAUCUAGAGCGGGUGCACAAGGCUGGUGUUGUGAACAUCGAGAUGGAGUCGCUCGCGUUCGCGGCGCUCACACACCACGCGGGCAUCAAGGCGGCCGUCGUGUGUGUCACACUGCUCGACCGGCUCAAGGGCGACCAGGUUCUCGCUCCUAAGGAAGUGUUGGAUGAGUGGCAACAGAGGCCGACGAAACUUGUCUGUCGCUACAUUAAAAGGUAUCUGCAGAUGAAGGGUCGCCUGUCGCUCGACGGUCACGGCUCUGUGGCCGUCAAGAGUCCGCGCCGGUUCAAGCUCGUGCAGCAAGAGUCGGAGACCUACGACUAAGCUGCCGGGCGAGUAACUCCCCAGUCGACUAAGCUAAGCCGCCAGCUAGGGCGAGUAACUCGGUCGACUAGGCUGUGCCAGCGUUCAGGUAACUAAGUCAUCGGCCCGUCGCUAUGUUUAAAGUUACAGUUACGGCGCAGGAGACUAAACUAACGGAACGUAAGUCGCAAACAA